AUGAGGGAGAGAACCAUAAUUGCAUAUGCAGAUAUUGAAGGUCUCGCCACCAGCACGGUACCAGGACAAAUUAGUGCGUUGGCAUUCGGUCUGAUAGGCGAAGGUGAAGGUGUCCCCGUGGUCGCAAUGCUCGGACGAUUUCAUCCGUACGAAGGCUACCAGCUAUCUCAAGUGGUCUACCCCAUUCGCCUAUUGGCUUUAUUAGGAGUAAAGGACAUCAUAAUCACGAAUGCCGCUGGUGGCCUCAACCCGUCAAACCCUGUUGGGACAAUCGUCGUGGUUCACGAUCACAUUGCUUUGCCCAAUUUAACUGGACCGCUAAACGCACUACUAGGACCCGUCCUAACACCUCCUUUCGACACACGCUUCGUCCCCCUUUCUAAUGCUUAUUCAUUCUCACUCCGCAAGCUUGUCUUUAAGGCUGCUUACAACCUAGGCCUCCCUCGAGAUGCACUUGCCGAGGGGACGUAUGCAUGGGUUAGCGGCCCAACAUAUGAAACUCCUGCAGAGGGCCGAUUCUUGCGCAGCAUCGGUGCCGACGUCGUCGGAAUGAGUACCAUCCCUGAAGUGGUAGCUGCUUGUCAAGCAGGGUUGCAAGUCAUUGUUCUGUCAUUGGUAACUAAUGUAGUCGUAAUCCCUGAAACCUACGCCUCUCCGAGAGAAGAAUUUGAAGCAGAGGAAAGUGUUUUAUCCCUUCCAAUCCGGCUUGAGCAUCCUGAAAAUAUCAUAACUACAGCUCGCUGGGAGUGUUGGAAAGUCGGUCGCCAUAAAGCGGAAGUAAUGAAGCAGCUUGUCGAAGCAGUCGUGGUGGCACGAGAUGCCGAGAGAAAGCAGGCGACCUAGAGUUCUACUCGUUAUAAUGCCAUCCCUUACUAGAGUGCUCGCCUUGCUUCCCCGGCCCCUUCGAUGUAUAAGAGCUUUCCUUUGUCUAAUCUUUCAUCUUACCACUUCCUUCGUCAUCAUUCUUAUGUCUUAUUCAUCUCCCCUCCUAGCCUCGCUGCCGUACUCGAACAGUGAGUGGCAUGCAUGAGUGAUUGAAGAAAUAACCGAAAUAACCGAAAUAAAUGAAUGACGGAGAAAAUAUUCGCACGGUCAGAAGUUACGUAAUUGUGGGCUGGGGAAGUGGCUCUGCCGUGCAGAUAAUUUGUACUCUAUUUGUUAUCCCCGUUAUCAGGUGGCAGUACGUGCAUGAGGGAAGGGGGCGGCAGGCCCCGGGGCGGUAGUGGCGGUGGCAGGCCUCGCGGUGGUAGCGGCGGUGGUAGGCCUCGCG
Molecule: messenger RNA, 1270 nt
Organism: Cantharellus anzutake
Lineage: Eukaryota; Fungi; Basidiomycota; Agaricomycetes; Cantharellales; Hydnaceae
Product: nucleoside phosphorylase domain-containing protein
Exons: 7
Coding region: 1-843 (280 amino acids)
Biological process (GO): nucleoside metabolic process
Cellular component (GO): cytoplasm
Molecular function (GO): purine-nucleoside phosphorylase activity
Source: RefSeq, a predicted model, not a curated record